AUGUUAUCUUAAAUGAGGUAAGAGGGAGGUUUAAAAAGUGUUAAAUAUGUUAAAAAGAGUUUACCAUCUUUCAUAAGGAACAUCAAUGCAAAAGGUUCAUAUUAUAAUCUCAACAUUAGGUGUCGAAGAGCUGUUUGUCAGAAUUGUGCUAAUUUUCAUGGACCUGUUCUAGGUGAUGCUGGGUACUCCAAAUAAACCCAUAGAAUUUGCAAUACUUGCAAAGAGGAAAGCGAAUCCAUAAAAAAGUUUAUUGAGUAAUACAAAUUAAGUAUAGGAAAAGAUACUUUCUCGCUUGAAUGGCUUAAAUCAUCAGGUUUAACCAUAGAUUUAGCUAAAAAGGAAUAUGAUUUUGCUCAAAAAGAAAAUGAUCGAGCUAAAGAUAAGGGAGAGUUUUUAAAAAUGAAGUAGGAGUUACAAUAAGUCAUGGUUGACUUUUGGAUUAAUCUAAAUUACUCAUUGAGAGAAUUUCUGUUUAAUGUUAUGAAGGAGAAUGAAUUAGAAUAAUUACAAUAACAAGUUUGUAAGGUCUUAGGAGCAGUUUUGUUAUAAUACCCAGAAAUAGGGUAUAGCCCAGACUAAGUGUUGAUAACAAUAUUCCUUUUGUGUUUCUGCUCUGAAGCAUCAACCUACACAAUUUUGACUAUACUAUACUCUGACAUCAUUCCUUCAUAUUUGUACCCAUUGAAUUUAAGAAAGACACCCUACGAUUAUCAACAUGAAACAGAUUAGGUUCUAUAAGUGCUAGAACAAGGGUUUAAAAUCAAAUAAUAGGAAGUAUAGAUUAUCAAACCAUUUGUCAGAUCUAGAAUCGUAAGAUAUGUUAUGACUUUGGGAAUCAACUUUUAUAUGUUUUAGACAUCCUUCUUUAUGAUGUCUCUAAUCUUAGGGUUUCCAAAGUCUGGAUAUGACAACUUUAUCAAAAGUUUGGCGGUUAGCUUUUAUCAAUAAUUUGAAGAUAUCAAAACAUUUGUAAAUGCUCAGGAUGAUGCUGAGGCAUAGAUUCUAAGAAAUGUGAAAUCAACAUAAUGUGAGAAGGACUUUACAAUGACAAAGGUGAUAAUAUUUUUGCCUCAGAAAAGAGUGACUUAAAGUGUAGUCAUAUAGAGAUCAAGUGAUAAAAAACUAUCAAAUUAGAUAUAGCCAGAGCAUAACAGGGAUAUAAGGGUUGAAAUUUCAAUUAAAGGUAACCAAAAUUUGUCUGAGAACGCAGUAAGUUCAGAGAAAAACAUUUAGGAUUAAAGAAAAAAGUCAAUUGAAGUAAAAGCCAACCCUGAAGCUGAUGAGGAAAAAGCAAAUUUAAAAUAAUAUAUUGAGAAAAUUGAAGAAACAUUAAUGACAAAGCAUAAAUUGGUGACUGAAUUAUAAAAUAGAAUCAAAGAGUUAUAAAAUUAACCUCCAUAAAUUGCUAAUAAUGCAGAUGUAGAUAAAAAACUCUUAGAGGCUAAUGAAUAAUUAAGAAAAAGAAUUUCAGAAUAUGACACUUAAAUCUCAUAAUUAGAAGAGUAAAAUAAAUAUUCCAACAAACUUCAAGAGGAUGCUCAAGAGAUGGUAACUUCAAUACAAAAAUCAAACAAAGAAUUAGAGUAAUAACUUGAGACAUCUUUAAGAACAAAUAAAGAUUUGUAUCUUUAGAUAAAGGAUUUGAAAAAUUAAAGUUCUCAACAACUCUAACCUCCAUCUCCAUUAACACCAUCAAGAGAAAAAAACUAUUAAAUAAACAUAGCUUUGAUUUAAAAAAAGAAUGAAGAAAAAUUAUAAUCAUAAAUAGAUGAACAAUAACAAAAAAUAGUGUAAUUAGAAUUAUCAAUGAAUUAAUUGAACAAAGAGUUACUAGGACUAUAACAAUUAAAUUAAGACAAGCUCAAAAUUAUUGGAAAUUUAGAAGUUAGAUUGAUUGAAUUGGAUUCGACAAAAAGAGAAAAUGAAAAACUUAUUCUUGAAAUAGCAGCUCUCUUUAAAAAGAUUGAACAUCAUGAAUUAGUGAUAAUUUAAUAACAAGAAGAACUUGAUAAUUUGAAAGCUAAAUAUGAUUAAUUAUUUAAACAACAUGAGAUCUAAAGCGAGGAGUUGGAUUAGGUAAGAAUUGAAAAAAGGUAAAAUUUAGAGGAUUAUGAAAGAAAAGAGAAUGAAUUACUUUUAAUCAUUGAAGACUUAAAAAAUAGAUUGGCAGAAAUUUCUAAAUAAUAUUAAACUACUUCAGAUCAAUUAAAUCAAUCUUUAGACCACAAUAACUAAAUGUAGAAUUUGGUCAAAGAAAAAGAUGAGACAAUUAAACUACUUGAGACAGGCAUUGCGAAAGGAGUUAAGAAAAUAGCUGAAAUAGAAGCCAACCAUCAAAAAUAAAGGGAAGAUGAUAAGAAGACUAUUGAUGAAUUGAAAUAAAUCAUCGAUCAAAAUAAUAAAAAAAUCAAAGAUCUUGAAGAUAGUUUAGCAGAAAAGGAUGCAAAACUUGAGGAACACAAGAAGGAAUUUAAGGCACUUAAAGUCAUAUUUGUAGCUUUAGAGGAGAAAUGGACAAAAUUAGACAAUAACCAUAAAGAUUUAAGUGGUAAACAUGAAAAGUUGAUUGCUGAAUGUGAAGAAUGGAAAAAGAAAUUUAAUGAUCUUGAUGGCCAACAUAAAGGAUUAAAUGAAAAAUAUAGAUUAAUUGUUAUAGAAUACGAAAAAGUGAAAGGAAAUACAAAUGAUAAACUGAAUGAAAUAAAAUCUCAAAAUGAGGAUCUCCAAAGAAAACUGAAGGCAUUGGAGGACAAACAUUAAUUAUUGUAAAAUUAGCAUCAAGCACUAAUGGAUAGAUUGGAGAAAGAUACCUAAAAUCACAUUAAAAAGGUUGGGGAACUAGAUUUAAUUAUUAUAGGAUUGGAAAAGAAGGCUCAUGAAUUCAAAACAUUAAGUGAAAAUUAAAAAUUAUAAAUUGAUAAUUUAUAGGCCAUUAUUAAAGAAUUAGAAGGUAAACUUGCCUAAGCAGAUAAAAACCAAGAACAAAGACAUCAAUAAUUGCUUGUUCAAAUAACUGUACAUUUAGAGAAAUUGACCAAAUUAGAGAAUAGAAAUAGCAAACUUGAGUUGGAUGUUUUAGAAUUAGAGAAAAGGAUUUAAGAACUCAUUUUGUAUAAUCAGGAUUACAAAAAUGAAAUUAUCAAACAAGACGAGAAGAUUACAAUUUUAAUUAAGGAAGGAUAGACCAAAGAAUCGGAAAUAUUAAAGCUUAUUCAAGUGAUUGAGAAGUAGAAACUUGAUCUGAUUGAUUAUGAGAAAAUUAUUAGAGAAUUAAAGUAGAGGAUCUAAGAACUUGAGCUCAUUAUUGUUGAAAAGGAUAAGAAAAUUGUUGAGCAAGAGAAGUCAAUUAAAAAGUUAUAAACUUUGCUAGUGUAAUUUAAGACAUUGUCAGAAGAAAUGGCUUCGAUUAAUUGA
This is a messenger RNA of Paramecium tetraurelia, 3414 nucleotides long. RefSeq lists its product as uncharacterized. Lineage: Eukaryota; Ciliophora; Oligohymenophorea; Peniculida; Parameciidae. The transcript is spliced from 2 exons. Gene Ontology annotation, cellular component: centrosome; cytoplasm. Gene Ontology annotation, biological process: cytoskeleton-dependent intracellular transport; cytoplasmic microtubule organization. Gene Ontology annotation, molecular function: dynein light intermediate chain binding; microtubule binding. The record is from RefSeq and is a predicted model, not a curated record.